Messenger RNA from Phytophthora infestans T30-4, 1356 nucleotides. RefSeq names its product carbohydrate esterase, putative. The coding region runs from base 1 to 1356 and encodes 451 amino acids. NCBI's taxonomy places the organism in Eukaryota, Oomycota, Peronosporomycetes, Peronosporales, Peronosporaceae. The record is from RefSeq and is a predicted model, not a curated record. Gene Ontology annotation, molecular function: hydrolase activity. The transcript has a single exon.
AUGGUUAAGCUCUCAAUUGUAUCAUCCACGAUGCAAUCGUUGCUCGCCCCGCUACUCCGUGUUUGGACAGACCCCGAGCGUCGUCGGAAGUUCUUGCGUUGGCUUUUCGGUGGCACCAGUGGAGCGAUCGCUCUCCUGUUGAUCCUGGAGGCGACGCGGGGCUUCUGUCGCACACCGUUGGAGACGGCUCAGCUAUUGGCGGGCAUUUCCUGGACGCUCUGCAAGAUCACGGUACAGUUUGUCGCGCGGGGUUUCAAGCCAAAGUUCGCCAAGUGGACGUUGCGCUACGAGCUUCUACACGGACUCAUGCGCACUGCCGCAACCAUGUUUGGCGAGCGUAUUGUUGACUUGCAACACGCGCGAGUCAUUCGGCAUCAUACUGGUAUGUUCGGGACAGUCCUUGGCUCGUUCGCACGCUGGCAAAACGAGAUGAGGCUCGAAAGCGUGCGACUCAAUGGACUGGAGCACAUCUGGCUAAAGUCAUCUACAUGUACCACAGAGACCAAAAGUGAGAGGAAAAGACUGGUGGUGCUCUUCUUCCAUGGAGGAGGCUACGCUGUGUUAAGUCCGAGGAUGUAUAUCUCGUUCUGCAGCGCAGUAGCAGGCGCCAUCAGACAGCAGUUGGCGUCGGAUGACGUGGACGUUGAUGUGUUCCUCGCAAACUACCGUAAACUACCGGAACACAAGUUCCCCGUGCCGGCAGAAGAUGCUGUAGCCAUGUACGAGUACUUGUUACAGCACGAGAAACUGGAGCCGUCGCAGAUAAUACUGGCGGGCGAUAGUGCUGGAGGAGGCUUAGUCAUGUCAACUCUACUACGAGUUCGCGAUGGACUGUCGAGUUGGAAGUCGAAGCUGCCUUUACCACUAGCAGCAAUUGUCAUGUGCCCUCUGGCUGAUCUCACGUGGGAUGAGGAUGAAAUCGCAGGGCAACACUGCGUCCUCCCACUCAACAUGACGGCUGCAAGUGUGCUGACAUACCAUCCGACACGCGACGACCCGAGUACGUGGGCGGAUGCUUCACCGGUGCAUUGCAACCUGCAAGGCCUCCCUCCCGUGUUCCUUCAAUCCGCCACGCUGGAUCGACUGUUUCAACAUUCCGUGCGGCUUGCGGCGAAAGCCAAAGCUGACGGUCUUGUCAAUUGGGAGGUGGAUAUUCACGAAGGUGUGCCGCACGUUUUCAUGGUCAUCCCAGCUUACGUGUUGCCGUACGCUCGCGUCGGGGUUGGGCGGAUGGCAGCAUUUGCAGCCAAACAGUUUAGAAACGGUAUUGCAGUGGACCACAAGGGUGUCAUCUGUAACGGGAAAGCUCCAAUCGAAAUUGCUGUCGACGAGAACACUCUCUCAGCAGCAGCCUAG